GAGAUGUCUACAAAAGCUUGCUAUCAUUGAUAUUGAGAACCGAGCUAACUGAAUCCAAAACGCCUCCCACAGCUGGUUAAACUCAUAAAUAGCACUCGCUCUUACGCUCCCCAGCGAUUGACCAUCCUUCCCUUCCGUCAUGGCCACCAUAGCACGCGUCUCCGUCACCGCUACGGGCCGAGUAGUCGAGAUCCCUACCGGUCUCUUCAUUAACAACGAGUUCGUUCCUUCCGUCGAUAACCAGGACCUUAUCGAUGUCUAUAAUCCUGCCACGGAAGAAAAAAUCUGUUCUGUAGUCGGAGCCUCCGCCGCUGACGUUGAUCGUGCCGUCAAGGCUGCCCGCGACGCGUUCAACACCACUUGGGGGAAGAACGUUUCCGGAUUCGAGAGGGCGAGACUUAUUAACAAACUCGCCGACCUCAUCGACAGGGAUAAGGACGAACUCGCUGAGAUCGAAACCUUAAACAACGGCAAACCUUUCAAAAUUGCUAGGGAUUUUGAUAUUGGGGAUACCAUUUCUUGCUUGCGAUACUACGCUGGCUGGGCGGACAAGAUAGCAGGACAGACGCUCGAAGUUGAUAAAAACAAAUGGGCGUACACUAAACACGAACCUAUUGGCGUCUGCGGUCAAAUUAUCCCGUGGAACUAUCCUAUCAACAUGUGGUCUUGGAAGGUCGCUCCCGCCCUCGCCGUCGGAUGCACCAUCGUGAUGAAGCCCUCGGAGAUAACUCCUCUCACCGCUCAGCUGCUCUCGAAGCUGAUUGUCGAGGCAGGAUUCCCUCCCGGUGUUAUCAACCACGUCUGCUCCGUCGGUAACGUGGGUGGAGCUGCGAUUUCUGCCCACAUGGGGAUUGACAAAGUCGCCUUCACCGGCUCGACUGUCACCGGCCGCAAGAUUAUGGAGUCCGCUGCCAGGAGCAACCUCAAGAAGGUUACUCUUGAACUUGGCGGAAAGUCUCCGCACCUUGUGUUCGAGUCCGCUGAUCUCGAGGAGGCCGCUAAAUGGGUUUGCCUUGGUAUCCUGUACAACUCAGGACAGGAUUGCAGUGCAGGCUCUCGCCUGUACGUUCAGGACACAAUCCACGAUAAAUUUGUGUCCCUUCUUGUCCAGAGGGCCAAGGAGCUUGUCAUUGGCGAUGGAUUUGAUGAAAAGAGUGGUGGAGGCCCCGUGGUCUCCAAGAUGCAAUACGAUAAGAUCUGGUCGUACAUCGAAAGCGGCAAGGCUGAUGGCGCGACAGUGGUCUGCGGUGGACAGAAACGCACAAGCAAGGGCUACUAUGUAGACCCCACUAUAUUCACCAAUACUCGUGAGGACAUGAAGAUUGUGAAAGAUGAGAUCUUCGGCCCCGUCCUUGUGGUUGGCAAGUUCAAGACCGAGGAGGAGGCCAUCAAACUCGCCAACGAUACCUCUUAUGGUCUUGGCGCAGGUUUACACUCCAAUGAUGCCGGACAGUGCCUGCGCGUUUCGAAUGCCCUUGAGUCGGGGACGGUGUGGGUAAACCAGUACAACUUGCUGACCAACAAUGUUCCUUUCGGUGGCAAGAAACAGAGUGGGAUUGGUCGCGAGCUCGGUAGCUACGCCAUUGAAGAGUACACCUCGGUCAAAGGUGUACACUGGAACUACGGCGAGAAACUGGCCUGGCCGCUGUAAAAUAUAGUCGAGCAUCAGACACAUGUACAACCAUCAUGUACAACCAUCUUGACACGUCUUGGAUGUAUAGCAUAACGACUCGCUAGCUGAACAAGCCAAUGUACUAUUACUGUGAUAUCAAUGCAUUGACCAUGAUGUUACUAAAAUUACAAAGACAGGUAGUCCUUCACUUCUUCCUCAGUCAGCUUCCUAAAUACCGGCUUUGGCCGUCCGGUUUCCCCUCCAAUCUUACCUUCCUCGAGUUCUUCCUGCGUUGGAACGGUCACAACACCAAUUUCAAUAGUCUUUUCUGUCAUCUGACCCUCGAAUCCCUCCUUCAGAGUGAGUAGAGCGGUAUGAAUCGCAUCCUCCAAGCUGAUGUCGUCGUUGUAUCGUUUCUCUAAGAAGGUCUUGGCAUUUGUCAUGUUCUUCCCGAUGGCACUGGCUUUCCACGCCCAAAAUGAGCCAGAGGGGUCCACCUGGAAUAAUGUAGGACCACGGUUGAUGUCCCAGCCCGCAACGAGUAGCGAUACGCCAUAGGGACGUACACCUCCUGAUUGCGUGGCCUGUUGCAUGACAGCAGCGAGCUCUUGCGUCAGCACUCGUGUUGGCGGGUACUCUCCAUAGACCUUCCAGUAUGCCUGCGCACUCUUGCGCGCUCGAGCAAUCAGAACGCGGAAAUCGGGUCCCAUGCCUGAGUAUACGAUGCCGAUGUUCGGGCAUACAACAGCGACCUUCUCGAGCAUCGAAUCGUCUAUGAGUAUUGACGAUGACUUCUUCUCAGUAGCGAUAACAAUCCCAUUGGAAGCUUUGAUUCCUAGACUGGUCGUUCCCUGAGAGACAGCAGCAAGUGCAUGUUCUAUCUGCACUAGCUUGCCGCUAGGGGAGAAUACGGUGAGGGAGUAGCUGUAUGCACCACCGUCCGCGCUUGCCAUGGGUGCGAGUGAGGUAUGAAGUCAAGGUUUACAACGG
Molecule: messenger RNA, 2602 nt
Organism: Coniophora puteana RWD-64-598 SS2
Lineage: Eukaryota; Fungi; Basidiomycota; Agaricomycetes; Boletales; Coniophoraceae
Product: NAD-aldehyde dehydrogenase
Exons: 20
Coding region: 140-1651 (503 amino acids)
Molecular function (GO): aldehyde dehydrogenase (NAD+) activity
Source: RefSeq, a predicted model, not a curated record